AUGGACGAAUUACGCUUUCGUUCUCAGCAGUCCCCGCGGGGCAACGACCCGGCCAUGCACUCGUUUGUCUCACCUCCUCGAAAUGCCUCCAGAAUGCAGCCCCCCCAAGCCAACUCUCACGUCGGAGCUCACGACCAUCGAUCUGGCCUUCCCCGCCGCUUCACCACCGACUCUGGUCGAGUCCCGACACUAUCUACCCUAGGUGCUCAGCGAGUACCAGAACCUCCCCAGGAUUAUAAUGCGAUGCAAAAGGUGCAAUUGAUUGAGAAGAAGAAGAUGGAGUAUGAGCGCAUCCGGGAACAAAGGCGGCGUUUUGAGCUCGAGAUGCAAAAGUUGGAUCAGCAACAACGGCGGGAAGCUUUGGAACUUGCUCAGAUGGAGGAGGAAGUGGGUAGAAUGGGUGGUCACCAGUCCGAGCCUACAACACCCCCAGAGUACCGCGACAACUCUGGGUUCCCUACGUUUUUGUCACGACCGAGCCGAUAUUCGAUGUCCAGCUUGACCUCCCCUCCAGGUUUCUUCAACCGCGCCGUCCGAUCCGGUUCGCAGCUCGCUUCGCCUCAAUCUGGUAUAAGACAGGCACGAUUCGGCUUCGACGACACCACAACACAGAUGCCUUCUCGCUCUGUCCCAACUACACGCCGGAAUAGUGACGACGAGAAGGAGGAAGCUGUUCGACAGGACCCUAGUAGCCAUCGGUCGGGUAAUUCGUAA
Messenger RNA from Fusarium pseudograminearum CS3096, 714 nucleotides. RefSeq lists its product as uncharacterized. Lineage: Eukaryota; Fungi; Ascomycota; Sordariomycetes; Hypocreales; Nectriaceae. The coding region runs from base 1 to 714 and encodes 237 amino acids. The transcript is spliced from 3 exons. The record is from RefSeq and is a predicted model, not a curated record.